UUGCAAAUUAUCGUGGUGGUGUGGCAUACGAAUUUGCGCCGCUCAUACAAUCUGCAACUUCUUCGUCGGGUUUAGUUACCUGCAAAUAUGAAGAUCGCUUGCAUCGGAGCUGGCUAUGUGGGCGGCCCCACCAUGGCUAUGGUCGCGCUGAAGUGCCCUGAAAUUGAGGUUGUUGUCGUUGACAUCAACGAGGAGCGUAUCAAGGCGUGGAACAGCGAUAAGCUUCCAAUUUACGAGCCUGGGCUUUUCGAGGUUGUCAAGGAGUGCCGCGGUCGCAACCUCUUCUUCUCUACCGACACGAAGAAGCAUGUCGGCGAGGCUGACAUCGUUUUCGUCAGUGUCAACACGCCUACCAAGACACAUGGUAUUGGCGCGGGCAAGGCGGCGGACCUAACGUAUUGGGAGGGUGCUGCCCGUCUCAUUGCUUCAGUGUCCACCAGCAGCAAGAUCGUUGUGGAGAAGUCAACCGUUCCAGUCAAGACUGCCGAGGCUAUUGGCAAGGUGCUCAAGCGGAACUGCCAGGACCCCAACGUGCAGUUCGAGAUUCUGUCAAACCCGGAGUUCCUGGCGGAAGGAACAGCCAUGGAGGAUCUGCGCCAUCCGGACCGCGUUCUCGUCGGCGGCGCAGAUACCGAGAGCGGCAGGAAGGCGAUUGAGACUUUGGUGUCGGUGUAUGCGCACUGGAUCCCCCGCGAGCGUAUCUUGACCGCAAACCUGUGGUCGGCUGAGCUGGCGAAGUUGACGGCCAACGCCUUCCUGGCACAACGCAUCUCGUCCAUUAAUGCUAUUUCGGCGCUUUGCGAGGCCACAGGUGCCGAUGUUCAGCAGGUGGCGCACGCCAUUGGCACAGACAGCCGCAUUGGCUCCAAGUUCCUGAACGCGUCCGUGGGCUUCGGCGGCUCAUGCUUCCAGAAGGAUAUCCUGAACCUUUGCUACGUUUGCGAGUCGGUUGGGCUGAAAGAGGUGGCCGAGUACUGGUACCAAGUGGUGUCGAUGAACGAUUUCCAAAAGCAGCGCUUUGUGGAGCGCGUGAUCAGCGCUAUGUUCAACACGGUUUCUCAAAAGAAGAUUGCUAUCUACGGCUUCGCUUUCAAGAAGGACACCGGUGACACCCGUGAGACACCAGCUAUUGACGUAUGCAAGGGCCUCAUUCGCGAUGGCGCCAAGGUCUGUGUUUAUGACCCCGAGGUGACGCCAGAGCAGAUCUUCCGCGACCUGUCAGCUCCCAAGUUCGAGUGGGAUCGUCCCAACUACAGCCGUUCGCACAGCCACAUGCUCGAGAAUGUGCAGGUGGUGUCGGAUUCAGCUGCCGCCGCUGAGGGUGCACACGCCAUUUGCAUCCUGACUGAGUGGGACGAGUUCAAGUCCUACAACUACCAGGCGUUGUAUGACAAGAUGACGAAGCCGGCGUUCAUCUUUGACGGCCGCAACAUCCUUGACCACGCCAAGCUGCGCGAGAUCGGCUUCAUUGUGUACGCGCUGGGCAAGCCGCUGGAUCCCUUCCUGGUUAAGGGUUACUAAGCAUCACGUCUGCAUACUAAGCACCAAAUCGUUACUGCAGAGUGUAAUGUAUAUUAUUUAUGAUGAUUAGCAGCAGGUGAUGCCGUAUUGGCUACAACAGGAACUAGUUAUUACUGCUUUAUAGAGGGCAGGUGUCGUGACCAUAUGCAGUGUUGGCUUGUUUACCUGACCAGUGUAGUGAGAGUCCUGACUGCUCGAACGGUUUUUUUUAUUAAGCAAAGUACCUUUCCGCGUGGAAUCGUGUGCAGACUGAGCUUUGCCGGACUUUGUUUAUUCGUCUUAUGCGACUUUGUUUAUUUGCGUGAGAUGCGGGAGAGUGUUAAGCUGGCUGCUGGCUUGUCAAUAACUGCUAUGCCAAGUGAGUCUUUCAAUGUAAGAAUUUAAAUCCGUCAG
Molecule: messenger RNA, 1914 nt
Organism: Volvox carteri f. nagariensis
Lineage: Eukaryota; Viridiplantae; Chlorophyta; Chlorophyceae; Chlamydomonadales; Volvocaceae
Exons: 8
Coding region: 88-1521 (477 amino acids)
Biological process (GO): glycosaminoglycan biosynthetic process
Cellular component (GO): nucleus; cytosol
Molecular function (GO): NAD binding; UDP-glucose 6-dehydrogenase activity
Source: RefSeq, a predicted model, not a curated record